AUGUCCAGCGGUCUCGAGCUUCGCGUGGGGAACAAGUACCGCCUCGGUCGCAAGAUCGGGAGCGGAUCCUUCGGAGACAUCUACCUGGGCACGCACAUUCAGACCGGAGAGGAGGUCGGCAUCAAGCUGGAAUCGGUGAAGACGAAGCACCCCCAGCUUCUGUACGAAUCUAAGCUGUACAAGAUUCUCCAGGGAGGAACCGGCAUUCCCAACGUGCGAUGGUUCGGCGUCGAGGGCGACUACAAUAUCAUGGUCCUGGACCUCCUCGGCCCGUCCCUGGAGGACCUCUUCAACUUUUGCAACCGCAAGCUGUCGCUCAAGACUGUGCUCAUGCUCGCGGAUCAGCUCGUGUCGCGCAUCGAGUACGUGCACUCCAAGUCGUUCAUCCACCGCGACAUCAAGCCCGAUAACUUCCUGAUGGGGCUCGGUAAGCGCGCCAACCAGGUCAACAUCAUCGACUUUGGGCUCGCCAAGAAGUACCGCGAUCCCAAGUCCCACCAGCACAUCCCCUACAGGGAGAACAAGAACCUCACGGGCACUGCGCGAUACGCGUCAAUCAACACCCACCUCGGCAUUGAGCAAUCGCGUCGCGACGAUCUCGAGUCGCUGGGGUACGUCCUGAUGUACUUUCUGCGCGGCUCGUUGCCGUGGCAGGGCCUGAAGGCGGCGACGAAGAAGCAGAAGUACGAGAAGAUCAGCGAGAAGAAGAUGUCCACGCCGAUCGAGGUGCUGUGCAAGGGGUUUCCCCCCGAGUUUGUCACCUACUUCCAGCUGUGCCGGUCGCUCCGCUUCGAGGACAAGCCGGAUUACUCCUACGUCAGGAAGCUCUUCCGCGACCUCUUCAUCCGGGAGGGCUACCAGUACGACUACGUCUUCGACUGGACCAUCCUCAAGUACCAGCAGACCCAGGCGCUCACCCGGCCCUCCGCGGGACCCGCCCUCGGCGCCGGAGGCGGCGCGUCCAGGGAGAGGAGCAGGGAGAAGGAGCCUCGAUCCCGGGGCGCCGACGACGGCAGGCGGAACACGCCCGCGGACGGGACGGGCCGGGGUCUCGAGGCCAGGGGUCUCGACGCGGCGCGCGGCGGCGGCGGCGGCGGCCGGGAUAUCGCCCGGGGGGCUUCGGGUUCUGGGACUAGGGGCGGGUACGGACCCGGCGCAGAUCGCAUGUGA
Micromonas commoda is the source of this 1170-nucleotide messenger RNA. RefSeq lists its product with no specific name. Gene Ontology annotation, biological process: endocytosis; signal transduction; peptidyl-serine phosphorylation. Lineage: Eukaryota; Viridiplantae; Chlorophyta; Mamiellophyceae; Mamiellales; Mamiellaceae. The transcript has 4 exons. The record is from RefSeq and is a predicted model, not a curated record. Gene Ontology annotation, molecular function: protein serine/threonine kinase activity; ATP binding. The coding region runs from base 1 to 1170 and encodes 389 amino acids. Gene Ontology annotation, cellular component: nucleus; cytoplasm.